CACACACCCUAAACGGUGGAUUUUGAUCACAAAUCACAAUUCCCCACUAUUCUCACUCACAUGGUGACGACCCCCAAAUUGGCCAAAGGUCAGAGGGUGGAUCUCCUGUGUUGUAUCAUGUAAUGGAAGGAAGAGGCGCGUGUUGUGUUGGGGGGUUGGGUGCGCAGCUUACCAAGCACGGCGCACAUUAGCCACCUCUCACGCCAUGCCCACACCACACCCACACCCUCCCCCACCUAAGCGGUGGCCUCAUCUAUUGUGUCUCCUAGAGAUCUCAAAAUCAGCCGCACACUCCUCCCUCCCACCACCCAAACCCAACCCAACACCACUCUUUAACCCCACCAUUUACCCCCCCAAAUAUGUCACCAAACACCACUUUCUCCACCACCACCAUCCCCCCAAGUCAAAAACCCCCACUCCCUCCUCUCUCUCUCUGUCCCCCCCUUUCUCUCUCCUCCUUAUCCUCCUCCACCUUACCCUACCCGCACCACCUCUUGCUAUCGUGCGCCGCCUCCCUUAUCCUUCAUCACCGCCCCCUCCCUAACCAAUCCCUCUCCUCAUCAAAGACCUAGUCUUCUCUCCCCUUUAUCCCCUCACCACCACCACCACCACACCCGCCGCCACUAACCUACGCCUCCUCUCUUAUCCUUCACCUCCACCAUUCAUUAUUCUCCCCAAAAUCCCAUAUCCCCAGAUCCGCAAUCCAUGGCUUCUCCUGCACCUUCUCCUCCCGACUCCUCCCCUCCUCCGCCGGGCCCACCGCAGGCCAUCCCCCUCGCUCUUCCCGCUCCACCGCUGCCAUCGCAGCCGCAGACGCCGCCGCCGCCUCCUUCUUCCUCCUCCCAACCCCAGCCCCAAUCUCAAUCCCAACCGCCGCCGCCGUCCUCGUCCUCCUCCCGCCGCCUCCCGCCGCCGUGCUGGUCUCCCGAUGAGACGGCGGCCCUGAUCGACUCCUACCGUGACAAAUGGUACUCCCUCCGCCGCGGAAAUCUCAAGGCCACACACUGGCAGGAGGUCGCCGAAGCCGUCGCCGCCCGCUGCCCCACCGCCUCUCCGGCCAAGACCGCCGUCCAGUGCCGCCAUAAAAUGGAGAAACUCCGGAAGCGCUACCGCACGGAGCUCCAGCGUGCCAGAUCCAUGCCGGUCUCCAGGUUCAAUUCUUCCUGGGUUCACUUCAAGCGCAUGGAUGCCAUGGAGAAAGGCCCUUCCUCUGUUAAGCCCGAGAACUCCGACAGCCCCGUUGACGAUGAUGAUCAUGAUAACGAUAAUUAUGGGGAUGACGACGAAGACCCGGAUCAGCGACUCUACGAAGAGUUGAGAUUCGGGUCGAAUUCGAAGAAUAUGGGUAAUUUGUAUAGGAAUGGUGGCGGCGGCGGGUUUAGAAUCAGAAUUCCAACCGGGGUGAGCAUAGCACAGCCUGGUACGAAGUUUAUUCCGAAAUUCGAUCAGAAGGGAAAUUCGGGUUCGAAUUCGGGGGUGAAUUUUGGAACAAAGGUGGUGAAGGAGUGCAGCUCGGGGAGGGCGAGCGGUUUGGGAAAGAGGGAGAGGGAGAGGGAUCCGGUGGGUGAGAUGGUGUCGGCGAUAAAGGCGCUGGGGGAGGGUUUCGUGAGGAUGGAGCAGAUGAAGAUGGAGAUGGCGAGGGAGAUCGAGACGAUUCGGAUGGAGAUGGAGAUGAAGCGAACCGAGAUGAUCCUCGACUCUCAGCAGCGGAUCGUUGAGGCGUUUGCCAAGGCCAUGUCUGACAAGAAGAAGAAGAAGCUUAACAAGAGAAUGCCCUCUCCUGAGGCUUAGCUUCAGUUUGCACGUGUUUUUCUGAUUGGCAAUUCAAUUCCCAAGAUUUUCUUUUCAAGGAUUUUUUGACUUUUGGUAUGUGAAGAUGCAUCGUAUGGAGUUGGACUCUGUCUCUCUCUCUCUCUCUCUCUGGGUAGAAGCAAAACCAGUGGGAUUUGGCCUAGAUCUUAUUAGAUUAUGCAGAUAUAUCUUAGAUUUGGUUCUAGUAGUAACUUCUUGUUUGAAGUUUAAUUUCGUGCCACUCUUUUGUUCCAAUGGUUUUUUUUUUUUUUUUUUGUAAGCAUUAGGAUGGAUUAUGUUGCAAAUUUGAUCGGUUUAGCUUUUGCUUUUGUUUUUGUUUUUGGACCGAGUAUAGGUUUAAAAACUAGUCUCAUCUGGUGGUGGAAUGGAAAUAUGUUAAAUUCUAGUCUAGUGUUAGAUCUGUAUUCUACAGCUAAUCUUGUUGGAGGCAGAAAGACCAAAAUUUAGUUAUGAGACCUUUUUAUUUCCA
This is a messenger RNA of Morus notabilis, 2281 nucleotides long. Its product is annotated as neural Wiskott-Aldrich syndrome protein. Lineage: Eukaryota; Viridiplantae; Streptophyta; Magnoliopsida; Rosales; Moraceae. The transcript has a single exon. Gene Ontology annotation, cellular component: nucleus. The coding region runs from base 706 to 1791 and encodes 361 amino acids. The record is from RefSeq and is a predicted model, not a curated record. Gene Ontology annotation, molecular function: transcription cis-regulatory region binding.